This is a messenger RNA of Nymphaea colorata (pocket water lily), 1891 nucleotides long. RefSeq names its product ribose-phosphate pyrophosphokinase 1-like. The transcript is spliced from 9 exons. Bases 196 to 1449 code for a protein of 417 amino acids. The record is from RefSeq and is a predicted model, not a curated record. NCBI's taxonomy places the organism in Eukaryota, Viridiplantae, Streptophyta, Magnoliopsida, Nymphaeales, Nymphaeaceae. Gene Ontology annotation, biological process: 5-phosphoribose 1-diphosphate biosynthetic process; purine nucleotide biosynthetic process. Gene Ontology annotation, molecular function: magnesium ion binding; ribose phosphate diphosphokinase activity. Gene Ontology annotation, cellular component: cytoplasm; ribose phosphate diphosphokinase complex.
GAGUCCCUCCCUUAUCGAUUAAUGCUGCAACUGCCCUGGGACCCGACGGCGUCCCCCGCCAUUUUCCUUCUCUUGCUUCCACGGCUAAGAGAUCGUGGGCGUCCACAUAAAGUGCUCGUCAUAGCUUUGCCUUUCUACUGAUUCCUGAGCUCUUCUGCUUCGUCUCUCUCUCUCUUACUCUUGCCUUUUCUGAGUAUGGCCUCUUUCCCGCUUUCGAACACUGUCGUCGUCCCUCCGUCGUGCUGCUCCGACGUCUCUCCCGGCGUCGACCGGGCCGCCGUUCGUUUCUUUGCUUCUGCGAACUCCGGCUUCGACCUCGGGAAGCCCGUUUCGCAUGGCGGUCGCCUCUGUUGUCUUCGACCGAUGUGUGGACUAGCCGAAUCGUUAGACUUUCACAAUGGAACAUCACGAGCUCCCUUUCUUAAUCAUCGAAUACUGCCUGACCUUUUUGUUUCUAAAACUACAGAAGAAUUGGUUCGCAAGAAUGACACGAAGUUGCGCAUUUUCUCUGGCACGGCAAAUCCUUUGCUCGCUCAGGAAAUUGCUUGUUAUCUGGGCCUAGAACUUGGAAAAAUAAAAAUAAAGCGAUUUGCUGAUGGGGAAAUUUACGUUCAGUUGCAAGAGAGUGUAAGAGGUUGUGAUGUAUUCCUUGUUCAACCAACCUGUCCUCCAGCAAAUGAGAAUCUUAUGGAGCUUUUGAUUAUGAUUGAUGCAUGUCGAAGAGCAUCUGCAAAAAACAUCACUGCUGUCAUUCCAUAUUUUGGAUAUGCCAGAGCAGAUAGAAAGACCCAGGGGCGUGAAUCAAUUGCUGCUAAGCUUGUGGCAAACUUGCUCACAGAAGCUGGUGCAAAUCGUGUUCUUGCUUGUGACCUUCAUUCUGGUCAGUCAAUAGGGUAUUUUGAUAUUCCGGUGGAUCAUGUGUAUGGGCAGCCUGUGAUACUUGAUUACCUGGCUAGUAAGAACAUACCUUCCAAUGAUUUGGUCGUUGUCUCACCUGAUGUCGGAGGUGUUGCUCGGGCACGUGCUUUUGCUAAGAAACUGUCUGAUGCACCCUUGGCAAUUGUUGAUAAAAGGCGCCAUGGGCAUAAUGUUGCUGAGGUCAUGAAUUUAAUAGGGGACGUUCAGGGAAAGGUGGCUAUCAUGGUGGAUGACAUGAUCGAUACUGCAGGAACCAUAGUGAAAGGUGCGGCACUUUUACAUCAAGAAGGUGCAAGGGAAGUAUACGCAUGCAGCACUCAUGCUGUCCUUAGUCCUCCUGCAAUUGAAAGACUAUCAAGCGGCUUGUUUCAGGAAGUCAUCAUCACAAACACCAUACCUCUGAUGGAGAAAAAUUAUUUCCCCCAGCUAACCGUUCUUUCAGUUGCAAACCUUCUUGGUGAGACUAUUUGGCGUGUGCACGAUGACUGCUCUGGUGCCCUUGAACCCUUUUGCAGCCUGGGGAUUGAUUGAAUCUCUUUGAAGUUGGGAAACCGUGCCUAGAUCUUCGGGUUUGUCUUCAGGCCUUGUCCUUACAUUCGUUACUGACCACAUCCCAUUUCUUGGGGAGCAGUAAGUGUUGCCAUCGGGUCCACAUAGUUUAUGUUUGUUGUCAAAUCUCAGCUGUUAAUGCGAUCAACUGAGCAAUUAAAAUGUGUAAGACUUAAAGUACGCUUCCAUGUCUUCGCAUUCUGUACUUCUAUAAGGAAGAGCGUCACCUCAGCUCCAAGUGUAUCAUUAUUGAAGUAUGGGGCCCGCUUCUUAUAAUUCAUGAUAUUGAAGGGACCACCUUUCAUGCAGCUAAACCACCAAAAUUUAUGAAAUGCUAUUCUUUUCCAUCAUUCUUAUCCUCCACGGAAAUGUGGUUUUGAAUCUUUUGAUUACUGUAAGAAUUAGCUUCCCGUCUCCCCUUUAA